CUCCGCUCAACAAGUUCUGUCGUGUUUUUCAAUUAAAAUUACACUUUUCGAAUCAAUAAAGUGAUUCAAUUUGUUCAGUGAAUAGUUUCGAAUCACAAGUGUACCGAAAUUGGUUGGAAUUUAUCUAUUAUAGCAAAGAACUCCGAAAAAACCACUUGCCUUCACCCGGACUUGACCGUUUAUUUUCGUAUGUACAGUGAAGCGUGAAGGUUUUUGGCCACCCGUACACCGUGGAAGGAAAUGGCUCCCGUAGUGGAUAACAAUCAGUUCGAGCUUCCGACGGUGCUGGAAACUCCGGGCAAGAAGCGGAAACGCAACGCCGACACCAAUCCGUUCCUGUCGUUCUCGGAUCAGACGUUCAGCAUCCCGUCGUCGACUCCGAUUCACAACAAGCAAAUCGAUGGAAGUGCCUUCGAGAACCCGAGCUUCCGCUUCGGGGCCACCGGUAACGAUAACGGAAGCAACAAGGAGAACUAUAACAUCUUUUCCGAUUCGUGCAUGGAGGUGAAAUCGAUUGCGGAGCUGGCUGCGGCCGUUGGAGAGAAUCCAUUCGAAGUGGUCCGGAAGCCACCGAGCAAGAAACAGAGGAAGGUAGCGGAAAUUGAGGAGAGUUGUUUCGUCAAUCCUGGGCUUAAUUUGGAUGCGGUGGAUAAGCCGGCCGUUAAUCCGUUCGAGGUGGUCAGGGCUGACGAUUCGUCGAAGCAGGAGAACGAAUCGUGCUUUGUGAACGGAGGAUUGAACAUCAAGAGCAAAGAGUGCGGGGAAGUGGUUAAUCCGUUUGAGAUUAGUCGCCCAGGCGGAAAGGGACCUGAGCAGGGGGUGGAGGAGAAGGCAGAAUGCAAAGGAAUCGAAAAUCCUGCUUUGGAGAUACCGACUUACGCGUUGGCCGUUCCGUUUACGCCGUCCAUCAAUCAUAGGAUCAAUUUUCAGGAACUUUCUGCCAACGCACUGACACCAUGCCAAAUGCUUGCCAAAAACUUGGUUUUCAGUCCGGAACCCAGUCAGGACAAUCUGGUGACGCCCAAGAGAGCCGUUGCGGCUUCGAACCGCAAAUCACUUUCGGUUAUCGAUGAAGAACCAUUGGAUAUUGGGGAAGAGUUGGACUGCUAUCAGCUGGAACUGGAGAACAGUAUCAAUGAGGCGAAAGCUCGCAAGCAGAAGAGUGUGGGUGGUUCCACAGGAGCCAGGACGAAGGCUCGACGUAGUUUGAUUGGUGUCAAGCACAUCAGCAACUUAUCGAUGAAGAUGAAGCAACUGGAGGAGUCGGAAGGAGAAGAGGAAGUCGCAGCCAUAACUGAGCAGCCUCCAACACCUCCGACUCCACAGACUCAGAUGACAUUUACCAUUGUCAAAGAGACAACCACAACCGUCCAGGAAGAAAUUCGCAUUAACGUUAGCAAUCCGGACGUCCAAUUCGAAGAAGUCGAUGACUUUGAGGAUGAAGAACAGGACGUAGAUCUCUUCGCCAACCCUGCUCCCUUCCAGCGAGCUUAUCGCAAAAAGGAAGACCCAAAACAAGAAGAUAACUUCAAACAUCCGCCCUUGCCGGAGGUGGCAUCAGGAACGAAGUCCCACAAAGUAAAGGACGUCAUCCGCCGGAGCUUCCGGAAGUUGAUGCACCCCAAGCAACAGCACCAUGAUCAGGUUCAGAUCACCGAUUUGGACGAGAAACCCAAAUCGGAAGAGGGUCACCACGGAUUUAUUUCCACCAUUCGCCACAGUUUUCGCCGGAAGGUCCAUAAGACAAAAGAUCCGCAACAGAAAGAUGAGGAUGGAGAGGCUGAAAAGGUGCUGGACAUGUCGGUUAUAGUGGAGGCACCGAGAGCAGUGUUUCGGCAACCCAGCGCCGAUGAGUACAGAACGAUUGUGCCGGGUGGAUCAAUGGAUAAGGUGGGAUCGACGCUGCGCAGCAGCUUGCGCCGGUCGACCAAGGAUAUGAAGAAGCAGAUGAUGAAGAAUGUGUUCAAGAAGGCCGGUGAGGAGUAGGAGUGAUACUCAUUAGGGUUUUUUUAAAUAGCUAUUGGAGGUAAGUUGGCAACAGUUUCAACCCAAAACAUCAUUAAUAUUUCAUAAGAAACAUUUAUAUUUAAUCCAAAGAUCCUCAAAAUUGCACCAAAUCCAAAACUUAAGUAUACCAAAUUUCAACCAAUGAUUCUCAUCAUAUUUAUUUUUAUUUAUUGGAGUUCAUCCAAUCUGAAUUUCGUUCGUUUUUAUUGUAAGUUAGUUGAUUUCU
Ochlerotatus camptorhynchus is the source of this 2233-nucleotide messenger RNA. RefSeq lists its product as uncharacterized. The coding region runs from base 241 to 1986 and encodes 581 amino acids. The transcript has 2 exons. NCBI's taxonomy places the organism in Eukaryota, Metazoa, Arthropoda, Insecta, Diptera, Culicidae. The record is from RefSeq and is a predicted model, not a curated record.